Messenger RNA from Talaromyces proteolyticus, 1281 nucleotides. RefSeq lists its product as uncharacterized. Bases 1 to 1281 code for a protein of 426 amino acids. The transcript has 2 exons. Lineage: Eukaryota; Fungi; Ascomycota; Eurotiomycetes; Eurotiales; Trichocomaceae. The record is from RefSeq and is a predicted model, not a curated record. Gene Ontology annotation, cellular component: cellular bud neck; plasma membrane.
AUGAGUCCGACGCAGAGAAUGCUCAGGUCGCUGGUUGAGCGGAGUGUCUCCGGCGAUGCCGACUCCGUGAAAACCACCUUUUCCAGCUGGGACAAUUGCAUGGCCAAGGCGUAUUGCAAAUGGCCCGUCAUUGCCGGUAUCAUCAUCGGGUCCAUCAUCAUCCUCUCCAUAGCAGGCUGCUUGAUUAGUUGUCUGUGUUGCGGAUAUCAGUGUUGUAAGGGCUGCUGUGGCUGCUGCUAUCGCUGUUGCGAUUGCGGCGGCUCGAAACACAACAGAAAAAGAGACAAUUAUGCCGAUCAAUCGCCCUUCUACCAGCAGCCUCCGCCGCCGCAACCCAUGAACUAUGGAUACCAACACCCUGUCGCGUCGCCCGCACCUCCAGCGUACCGCGGCCCAAGAACAGCUACAUUCGAUCAGCCCAAGGCCGUCGCCUCCGUCAAUGAAGAUAAACUCCCCAAUAUGCCCACAUGGGCCGAUGCUCAGACAAGGCGAGUCGAGGAUCAUAGUCCCGUACACGAAGCAGUCGAGAUGGAUGACUUGGAGGCACGCGACCACCACGACAACCCUUACCAUGAGAGUCCCUACCAUGACAACAUUUCACCAGCAGCAGGCUUCAUGUCUCGCGGAGGAUACACAGAGGUUCCCGGUACAGCUGCCAGCCCUCAUCCAAGUCCUGGAAUGUACGACAACCACCACGAUGCCUAUCUUCGCGAUGGAUACUCCACGAACAGCGGCGGUCUCCGCGUGACAAAUGCUUCAUACCACGACCUCGGCGAUUCAGAAUACCCCAACCAUCAACCCCAUUCCCCAAUCUCUUCUCCUUCAUCUGCCCCUUACGGCCCGGCCGCAGUCACCGCCGCUGCGUUCCCUCGUACUCCAUCCCCAGCUACUCACGCUGCCCGGCCACCCGCCCGCAUAUCGCCAGCAUCAUAUCGCGGCUUUGAGAACCAGCCUCCUCCAAAAGGGGCCCCCAAUUUCAGCGGCCUCAGAGCAUAUGACCAAAGCCCCACGUCGCCGCGGUCACCCACUAGUCCGUCGGGAUUUUCACCAUACGAACAGCACAUGUCGCGCAGUCCCCCACCACAAACAGUCUCCCAUCCGACAGCACCAUCCUACGGCCAAUAUAGGGCUUUCUCGCCAUCCAUCCCAUCAUCAACACCCCCGCCUCCAUUCUCUGAAACCGCGCCGGAUCAUCACGCACAGGCACAAGGGGGUGAUCGGCCUCCGAGUCUGUUAAUGGCCGGCCGACGACCUGCGCCAGGCUCAUACAAAGCCGUUUAA